AUGUAUUUCCCAGCAGAGAUCCUCUCCGCAACCUUGUGUUACCAGCCAAAGGUCGACCUGAAGAAAGCACGCCUCGUUCGCAAGGCCUUCGACGCAGCAGCAAUCCCAUUUCUCUUCGAUGAGAUGUUCGUCACUGCCAGAUAUGUUGAUGUGGAGAAAGCCACCUUGCUUGCGUCACGGUUCGGGCCGUUCAUUAAGACUCUGAUCUUCUGCUCUGAGGAGUUCGAACAGGGCGACGUAUCAUGGGAAACUUUCUGUCAUGGAAAAGAAAACAAAGACCUGGCCACGACCUACUACAUCAGUUAUUGCAAUCGAAAAAAAGAGCAAGAGGACCUCCUGAAAGAGGGAGAACUCUUCGGACACCUCUCUAGUUCCCUGAUCGUACUAAUUAAUCUACAAAAGAUUAUUUUUACCAACGUCUGUCGUGAACAAGCCUAUGUUGGUGGCUGCUUGCGGACGUUCAGACCCUUCCGGGACGAGGAUCAUCCACAACUGAAAUCUCCGAGACUGGCACCCGAUCACGAAUGCUUCACGUCCACCAAUGGACUAGGAAAGGUGAAUUCGAACGACUGCCCGGGAUUGUUACGAGCGCUAUUCACUUCAGGGAAUACUAAGGUCAAAGCAAUCGUCACAAGGGGUGGGGAUAGUAUCUUAGGACUGGUCACCAGCGCUUUCUGUAUGACUCCUCGACGGAACUUAUGCGGCGCCAAAGUCCUGCCAGAUUUGACGAACCUUCAUUUGCACCUUGAUGUCGAGAUCACCAAAGUCCCGUAG
Letharia lupina is the source of this 774-nucleotide messenger RNA. RefSeq lists its product as uncharacterized. The transcript is spliced from 2 exons. Lineage: Eukaryota; Fungi; Ascomycota; Lecanoromycetes; Lecanorales; Parmeliaceae. The coding region runs from base 1 to 774 and encodes 257 amino acids. The record is from RefSeq and is a predicted model, not a curated record.